UGUUGUUGAGUGGACGAGUACGAGGAAUAGCGAGAGACGAGAGCCCUCGAACUCGACAGAGACACUGUACUCGUCGAAAAUUGAUGGUAUCGAAGUUUCAAAUUUGUAUUGUAGAAGGAAUCAUUGUCGUUUUGUAAAAAGUUUGGAGGAUUUCAAAGCACGAGAACUAAACAUGAGGAUGGUCCGAGAGAUUGUACAAAGAAAAAGAGACUAAAAAGACUUUGGGAACACGGUGGAAAAAAGCAGAUCUUCGUAUCGUUUCGCUUAUUGUCAUCGGUGCCUAUCAUGCAUAGUUCGCACCACACAUGAACAAAUAUAGCUCGAUGA
This is a messenger RNA of Amoebophrya sp. A25, 327 nucleotides long. The record is from the annotation of a GenBank genome assembly. NCBI's taxonomy places the organism in Eukaryota, Dinophyceae, Syndiniales, Amoebophryaceae.